AUGAGAUUAAUAGACUUAUUCAAUAAUGGUGCAAUAAUUCUACGAUGUAUUUCUCUGAUACUACAAUAUAAACACACAAAACAACAGCACCAACAUAAUCAACAAAGAUAUCAAGGUCCCACAGGAUUAUCAACCACUUAUCUCAAAUUACAGUUAUUUACAAUUUUACUAUCAAUUACAUCAACUUGUUUUUAUUUUUUACCAGAAGUACAAGAUCAAUAUAGUCUACGAUUUUUUAAUCAAAAACCACCAAUAGACAUUCCAUAUUUAAUCAUAGAAUUAAUAUAUUGUGGUCUAACGAUUCUACUAAUCUUACAACAACAUUAUGAAUUUGAUUACGAAUUGCUAGCUUUUAUUGUCAUACAAUUAGUUCCAUUUGGCUAUUUAAUUAAACUUUGGUUAUAUAAUCAAUCUAAAAUUUUUACAUUAGAUUUAAUUGAUUAUUUAUGGUUAUUAACAAAAUUUAAUGCUUGUGUUUAUUUAAUUCCUCAAAUUUAUAGAAUUUGGUUUGAUGAAUGUUCAGGAUUAUAUAAAAAUUGGAUUUGGUUAAAUUUGGGAGCUUUGGGGUUUGAAUUUAUGGGUAAUUUUAUAAAUAAUAAUCAAUGGUUUGAAGAUGCUUUGAAUUUUAAUAAUUAUUGGAUUAUCAUUGUAUUGAACUUGUUAUGGACUAUUACCAUAUUUUUUCAAACAAAAUUCUUAAAGGAGGAAGAAGAAGUACAUUAUAAAGAAGUAUAA
This is a messenger RNA of Lodderomyces pseudojiufengensis, 735 nucleotides long. RefSeq lists its product as uncharacterized. Bases 1 to 735 code for a protein of 244 amino acids. The record is from RefSeq and is a predicted model, not a curated record. Lineage: Eukaryota; Fungi; Ascomycota; Pichiomycetes; Serinales; Debaryomycetaceae. The transcript has a single exon.